This is a messenger RNA of Henningerozyma blattae CBS 6284, 1833 nucleotides long. RefSeq lists its product as uncharacterized. The record is from RefSeq and is a predicted model, not a curated record. The coding region runs from base 1 to 1833 and encodes 610 amino acids. NCBI's taxonomy places the organism in Eukaryota, Fungi, Ascomycota, Saccharomycetes, Saccharomycetales, Saccharomycetaceae. The transcript has a single exon.
AUGCAGCUAAGGGUAUCUGCGGAAAUGAGAAACUGUACAUAUAAUAAGAAUACUAAAGAUGCACCAUUAAAUGUAAUAUCCGAAUUACCUGUUAAGAUAAUAUUACGUAAUUUUUUACCUUCUGGAGCUCCAGCUACGAUAUGGAAUCAUAAAUCUAAGAAAACAUCUACACCAAGCUUACAAGCAGUGGUUUUGUCAAAAGAUCCACAGAGUUUUGGAUAUUUCUUUUAUAUACCUAAUGAAAAUAGAGUAAUUACCACUACAAACUUUAAAAUCCCUGAUUAUUCAGUAAAUACGCAACAGAAGAGUAAUCCAGAAGAAACCAUUAUUGCACGAUUUAAAGCUAAUGUUAUAUCUAAAAUAGGUUCUACUAGAAAUUUUGAAUUUGAUGAAGAUGAGAUUAAUGAAGCAUUUCCUGAUAAAGAGUAUGAAAAUGAUACUGAAGGUAUAAAUAAUAUUACGGUAGAUGAUAAGAUAGCAUCACAACAGUUGUUAAAUGACCUUAAUGAAAAUGGUGAAGAAGAAAUAAUGGAUACCGAAAGUGAUUUUAGUCCUUCUAAUAUAGAUCCUGACCUUAUUGACAAUGUUAAUUUAGAUGAAAUUUUAGAACAACCUAACGUAAUUGAACUUAUGAACAAUGAGAAUACAACAAUUAACGGUGAAAAUGAAAUUAAGAAUACAGACACUAAUAAUGAAAAAAUUGAUAAUGAUAUCAACAGUAAUAAUGAUAAUAAAGACAAAUAUUCAAUGUUAAUAAAUGAAAAUAAUUAUAAUAAUUGCAAUAAUUCAAAUGAUGAGAUGAAUAAUAUAUUAUCAUCUAAUGAGGACUAUAACUCAAUCACUGAUGAACAGAACAGUUCCAUCAUCACAAAUACAGAGAUCGUAAUACAGAGUAAUCAUGAUAUAAGAAAUGAUAUUUCCCCAUAUUCAAGCAUUCCAAUAACAUCAGAACAUGAGAAUGAAAAUAUAACUGAAACACAUCAUAAUGACAUAAUUAAUGCUAAUAGAGAAUCAGAUAACGCAUCUAUUAUUGAAGAUAGUAUUGAUAAUUUCAAUGAGGACAGUGAAAGUAGAUCAGAAAUUGAACCAGAUAGUAGUACAAUAACAGUUAAUGAAAGAGAUAAUAUGUAUAAAAGAACCAGAGAAGAAGUUGAUGUACAGGAUAAGGAAACAGAUAGUACAUCAAAUAAUAAUAUUAUAGAAACUAGCUCAUCCAGAUUAUCAUUCUCCAAGAAAAAUUUACAAUAUUUAGUUGGUCACAGAAAUAAUAGUACAAGAAGAAAACCUAAUCAUAGAAUACCAACUUAUCUACAAGAAAGGAAGUCUGAUCCUGUAAUGCCACCUAUAAUACAUCCUACAUCAAAAAAACCUCAUUUACGAAAAGUACGUCGUAUUUUACCGCGUACCAACUGGCAAAAUAAAAUAAGAUCGAUUUACUAUAAAGAAGCCAUAACAAAUAAUAAAAAUUUAAAACAAAGAGAGAGAUUUAUCAAGUCAUUCAAGAAGGAAGUUGAAAACUUGGUUAAGAUGGGGGUUUAUGACCCUGAUAUUCGCUUACCCAAAUCAGCUAUUCCCAAAAAUAAGAUAAUCUCUACAGUUAUAGUAUUCACUGUUAAACGAGAUGGGACAUGUAAGGCAAGGUAUUGUGCUCGUGGUGAUUUACAGAAUCAAGAGUCUUACGGUAAUACUGAAUCCUCUAUUUUAAGUCUUGAUAGUCUUAAAAUUCUAUUAUCUGUUUACUGGGAUUCAAGAGAGUUAGACAUUGUUAUACAGUGUUUAAGAUGUAAAGACGAUUACUUUUAUUCAGAAAUAUAUAGCAAAUACUAUAACUAA